ACUGUUUUGCUCUUUCUUCUACAAUCUUCUGACCAUCUUUACCAAUUGUUGAGAGAGAGAGAGAGAGAGAGAGAGAGAGAGAGAUCGGUUGUCUGUGAUUGCUUCGCACGAGGAGGUAGUGAGGUAGAUCGGAGGGAAAGUUUGAAUCCUCAAUCCUGGUUGAGAGAGAGAGAGAGUUAGAGAGAUCGGUUGUGUUUGUUUGCUUCGGACGAGGAGGUAGAGAGAUAGAUCGGAGGAAAAGUCUGAAUCUUCAAUCCGAGGGGAGAAAGGAAGAAACAGAAGAAGAAGAAGAAGGGGGGGACGGGAAGGACAGAAGAGGCAGAGAAAUCCAAAAGAGGAGAAGAACUGCUCUACUUCACUGAUUCAAGGAACUUUAUUUCUUCCGUGACUUGGCAUAUGAGUAAUUGACUGCAAUACUUUGAAGACCACAAUAAAGUUCGUUGGUUUGCUGACUUCUCCUUUGGUUUGAUCAAAGGCUGUGGUUUUGGUGGAUUUCGACAGAUUGAGGAUUGCAGGUUAUAUGCAAAGGAGUAUCUACAUUGUUCUGUUGCCACUGUUCCUAAUUCUGUUGUUUGGUGUUAGUUCAGUGCCCAGUUUUCAUUCAGAUAUCAGGAAUAGUGUGUUAUCUAAAACUACAAGUAUUUCAAAUUCAGUAAUGGGACCAAAACCAAUGUUUAGAAGAACAAAGAGGGAUACAAGUGAACACGCAAUUCGGCAAAGAAGAACUAAAUCUAAUUGUGUUUUGUUCGGUGGACAUCAAUACGAUGAGGCUAGAUCAAAGAAAUCGAAAACAAUGUCUGAUGUCCAAAUUGCUGAAAGAUCAAAUCAAUCUGGGAAUAUUGAUGGAUUUGAGUACUAUGAUGAAUGGUUUAGGAAUCAGAACCAAAAUAAUUUCUGUAUGGAUGACAACGGACGCUCUCCUUCAACUGUGGUUGCACAAGGGAAUCAAUAUAGUGCAAUUAACUCGAGGAGGUGGAAAACAUUAUCUCAACCAAUAAUGACAAGAGAGAAUCAGCUUGGGGAAAUGAGCAAUCCGAAUGUUGACAUAAUGGAAAAUCGUGAUCAACAAGAGGUUGUUCAGGUCACAGAUGAAUAUCAAUAUUCAUACGGUCAAGCAUCAUAUCAAAGAAGUAAACAAGGAUCCGCUAUUGCAUAUGAAGAUUCAGGAAUCAGCAACAGUGAAACCUCGGUGAGAGCUCAAUUUUUUAAAUCAAUAUCAACACAAGAGUUACAGCAUUUGCUAAAGAAAAGUUCUCCAGAUUUUGAUCGUAAAUCACUGGAGUAGCAAGAUUUUGGUCUACUUUUAAAGCAGAGUUUGGGGUUUGUUUUGGAAAAGGUUGCUGCUAGAAUGUUGAUCGAGUUUGAGAGCAAGCUUUCAAUAGGUGUCAAGCUCUGGGUAUGGUCACAAUCUGAACUGUUCAAAGGUGCAAUCAUUCAUCUUUGGGAAUUCUAUCUCAACCUGGUCGUCUUCUUUACAGUUGAGGUUUAGUUUUACCCUCUUUUACAGGUUUAUCUGUAAAAAUUUACUGAUCAAGUAAAACCCACAUCAUUCACUUCUGUGUUGAAUUUCUGAAUAGCUGACGUUCUUGAAUACAGCCAUAUAUAUCAUAAAGAACCAAGAGAGAGAGGUGGAAAGUUGUUACUCAAACCGAAACAAAUAGAAGAUAUCAAGUGCUCAACAAACCAAGAGAGGCCAACACCUUAUGAAAUGAAUAUCUAAAAGCAUCAAAAGACCAUUCUACCUACAACCACUCUUUAGCUUGAGACCGAAACGCAAGACAGACCUAAAGAAUAGUUUAUCCCUUCCUCGGGGCCGAAUUAUAAUAUACAUCAAUGUUCAUUCAGAUUGGUGGAACUUAGGAAUAAGGUCAUCGCUUGAGAAGGGAUCACAUUGGAAGUUUUAGGCUUCGUUUCUGUUUCUUAGUAUUGAAUGCAAUUUUACCAUGUUUCAUUCAUGCUCGGGCUAUUUAGUUGAUGGGCUGGAUGUUUCAACUUAAAAGCACAUCAACCAUAUACCAUCUUUGGUUUAGUCUGUAGCAAAGCAGAACAUAGAUAUUUUGAUAUCUGUUCGCUUGCAUUGUGAUGUGAGUAUCUGUCUUAAUUUGGACUGAAUUUUUUUUGUCAUAAUUCUAGCUCUGAAAUCUUAGAAUAAAAGCACCAAAAGCCAUCUCUGGAAUCGUAUAAUUGUCAAUACUGAGAGACUACAUUUUGUAUCCAGUAGUAUUCAAAUGUAAUAUACGUAAUUAUUCAAAAUUAGAUCACUUUGAAACAAACUGCAAACAACAAUUGCUCCGCAGCAAAGCGCGGGCACGUUUUCUAGUUUUACAUAUACUAAAGCUCCUACACUGUUCAACUAACAGUGAUUUGGCUCCAAGUGAUUUGACUCUUUUGCCCUCGCUUCAGAUUUUUUUUUUUCCGGCUCUACCUCGGUUCUGGAUAUAUCCUAUCUUUGCGUCGUUUUGCUCUUUCUUCUACACUCUUCUGACCAUCUUUACUAAUUGUUGAGAGCGAGAGAGAGAUCGGUUGUGUUUGAGGUAGAGAGAUAGAUUGGAGGGAAAGUUUGAAUCCUCAAUCCGGGUUGAGAGAUAGAGAGAGUUAGAGAGAUCGGUUGUGUUUGUUUAGAUAGAGAGAGUUAGAGAGAUCGGUUGUGUUUGUUUGCUUCGGACGAGGAGGUAGAGAGAUAGAUCGGAGGAAAAGUUUGAAUCUUCAAUCCGGUAAUUGUCUCGCCUAAUUCUCAGGGCUGGUUGCACUUGGAUGUGAAUAUUGUGGGUUUUGUUUAAAGUUGUGGUCUUUCGAUGGAAACUUGGGGCCUCCGAUUUGUGAAUUUUUCAUUGCUUUGAUUUUUGGUGAAAUUGGGUUUUUGGUUUGUUUGUUUGAUUUGGUUUUUUUGCUUCAUUGUUCCUGGUUUCUGUGAUAAUAGUGUUUGAUUGUUUAUUCUAAAUAGGAGUCUGGGUUUUGGGUUUCUUGCCUUUGUUUUUGUUCUGAUCGAGUUUCCAACCUUGGAAUUGAUUGUAGGCUAUGUAGAAAUCUGAUGGUAAGAACCCUCUUCUUAUUGUUUCUUCUUUUCAUGAUUAGAGUAAUCAGCAAAAGAAGAAGUGGUUUCAUUUUCAGCAAAAGCAAAAUAAGAAUUGGGGUUCACUUGAUUUGAUGGCUUCAAUUGCAUGAUGCCUGUUUUCAUUUUUCUUUUUAUUAUGAACAGACAUAAUGUUUAACCUUCUACUUAAAUGCAUUAUUCGGGGGUGAAGCUAUUUGGUUGGCAUUGAUUGCUAUUGAUCUUUCUUCUGUUAACUGAAGCUUAUCUGAUUCAAUUCUUAAUGUAUGCGAUUUGGUUUCUUUGUGUUCCACUGGUGAUAAUGUGUUU
Messenger RNA from Rosa chinensis, 3361 nucleotides. RefSeq lists its product as uncharacterized. The transcript has 19 exons. The record is from RefSeq and is a predicted model, not a curated record. The coding region runs from base 521 to 1285 and encodes 254 amino acids. NCBI's taxonomy places the organism in Eukaryota, Viridiplantae, Streptophyta, Magnoliopsida, Rosales, Rosaceae.